Amphibalanus amphitrite is the source of this 1701-nucleotide messenger RNA. RefSeq lists its product as uncharacterized. The record is from RefSeq and is a predicted model, not a curated record. Gene Ontology annotation, cellular component: membrane. Gene Ontology annotation, biological process: sodium ion transmembrane transport. Bases 18 to 1337 code for a protein of 439 amino acids. Gene Ontology annotation, molecular function: ligand-gated sodium channel activity. Lineage: Eukaryota; Metazoa; Arthropoda; Thecostraca; Balanomorpha; Balanidae. The transcript is spliced from 8 exons.
GUCGGACGGGGGCGAUCAUGACGUUCGUCAUAUCAUUUUCGCAAGGCUUCCGGUUCGCGGUACUUCUCAUCUGUGUGGUAGCUUUUCUGGUGCUGAGCAGUGUGAGCCUGACCAAGUUCAUACGCGCCGAUGUGGUUCGCUCCUUCGAAGUGGACGAGAGCGCCCAACAGACGUUCGCUCUCAUACUGUGCAAAAUACAGGAAAACAUUUUCAAACCCGAUGUCUACAAGGCGAUCACUGGAAAGGAAUAUCGGGAGGAUAACGACCCGAUGCUUCCAUUCGCCGACAACUUCCCAUUUGGAGAAAUCGACGUCGAUGCUGCUCUUUGGAACCUGACUUAUAGCUUCGAUGACAUCUUCGACAUUUGUGCAAGCUUCUACAACAAACCAUGUGAUCAGCGGGACAUAUCCAGCCACCUCUACCACUACGGCGGGCAGUGUCACACUCUUCGGUAUGACAACUCUCUGGCCGAGGGCCGGCAGCGGGGCCUCAUGCUGCAGCUCAAGCCUCAGCACUGCGAAAACUGCUCCGAUCUGCACUGGGUCAUGUACGUCUUCUCGGCAAAGGAAGAGUAUCUCGACUGGGAGCACGUGUGGGCGCCAACUCGAAUCUACCUGCAGAAGGACACUGCGCAGACGUUCAAAGUGACCAGGACACUGGAAAAGAGGCUGUCCACUCCAGAGAAGCCCUGCAACGGCGAUCAGGGGUACACCCAGGCAAAGUGUAUUCGGGAGUGUCUAUCGUCGGAGAUGGCCCAGCUGGGGGCCGACUGUCGGCUCCCCUGGCACGACUCAUCACAGCCCUUCUGCAACAACCGCUCAGACUACGAGGAGCUGCUGCGCUACUCGCGUAUGGUUUCACGAGCCUAUGUUGUUUGGGAAUACGACUACCAAGAGUUGCGCGAAAACCAUUACUAUCAGACAGUAAACAGUUUCAAGAAGGUAUGCAAAAGUCGGUGCAUGCGGGAAUGCGAUCGAGACCACGUGACGGUCACCCUGGUGGACCGGGCUCGCAGCGACCGAACCUUUAUCACCCUGAGCAUCAAUGACGGACUGUAUGUGUCGUCUCAGCGCAGAGCUUACGACCUUCAGCAGAUGAUGUCGGAUAUCGGAGGCAACCUGGGACUGCUGCUGGGAGCAUCAAUUUUCACCCUGUUUGAGAUGGUCGAGAACGCCGCACGCCACCUAUGGGAGCGUCGCAAACGUCGGAAGGCCAAAGUCAGCCAGGUUACCACUUCAGCAAUUCGCACAGAUGCUUUUGGGACGGAUGUCAAGCUGAGGAAAAAUCAUGCAAGUGGCUUUUCGGAUAAGGAGAUGACUCUUUCGGACGUAUCUUAGCUGCCAAACUUCAGCUUGUGGCUUAAUGGCUUAAAGCAAAGCAACAUUGUUAUCAUGAUUGUCGUCGCGAUGUCUUUUGGUUUAAAUUGCAUGCGUACGAGAUGUUGAUGAGUUUGGAACAAUUGAUCAGCAAGUUAAGAUAAGUAAGAUGUGGCAGAAUGGAAUGAUUAGCGACGCCUCGCUGAUCAAUGCCUGCUACCAUUUCAUGCUAUCAAUGAAACCAGACAUCUGCCAAUACUCUGGCGUCUUGAUUGUCUAAUAGAUUGAUUGAUUUGUUACUGGAUGGCUGGAUUCGAACGGUUGCAUCUAUUUUGUCGAAGAAGCCUGCACGUGUUCCUCAGUUAAAAUACACGGGAAAUGAGAC